Molecule: messenger RNA, 1563 nt
Organism: Lotus japonicus
Lineage: Eukaryota; Viridiplantae; Streptophyta; Magnoliopsida; Fabales; Fabaceae
Exons: 1
Coding region: 1-1563 (520 amino acids)
Source: RefSeq, a predicted model, not a curated record
AUGGGGGACGCGAGUGAUGGCCGGAAUGAGAUUCAGAUGGAGGACUCAGAGCUUGCGCAGGAGCCUAUGAAACAGACAGAGGCGCCACCGAUACGUAAGCCCACGUUUAAGGAGAAAGUGUUGGGAGUCAAGCCAGUUUUGAUUCCGGAGGAAGUGGAUUUGCUGGAGACUGGGGUGAUGAAGAUGGAUCUCGUGGAAGGCAAUCGGCUAUUCCCGUCUUUUGACAUGGAUGACACUGCGUAUAAGUCUAUUUUCCAUCCGUUUGAAGAUUGUUUGGUGAUUAAGCUCUUGGGAAAGAAGAUUGGCUACCGAACUCUGUGUGAGAGAUUGAAGUCCCUAUGGAAACUGCAUGGUAGUUUUGAAGUCAUUGAGGUUCAUAAUGGGUAUUUCUUUGUGAAAUUUGAUUCACAAGAGGAUAAGGUGAAGGUUCUCACUGGAGCGCCAUGGAUGAUCUUUGAUCAUUACUUAUCAGUGAAACCGUGGACGUCGGACUUUGUGGCGGCGGACUCUAAGAUUAAUACGACGGCUGUAUGGAUUCGUAUACCUGGGCUCGGACUACAGUUCUAUCAUAGGAAGAUAUUGAUGACGCUGGCCAAGGGUGUGGGGAAGCCAAUCAAGGUUGAUAUGAACACUGUCGAUAUGCAUAAGGGUCGCUUUGCUCGCGUGUGCGUAGAGAUUGACUUGAGUGAACCGGUGGUGGGAAUGAUUCGAUUGCGUGGUACUUGGUAUAAAGUGGAAUACGAAGGCCUGCAUUUGUUGUGUGGAGCUUGUGGCUGUUAUGGCCACUUAACUCGCAACUGCUCGGCGUCGCCGGUGCAAACUCAGCCUAAGCAACAGGCUGAAGGGGUUCCUAACGCGGCGGUGGCUGUAACAGUUACUGAGGUGAUGACGGCGCAGGUUGACACGCCAGCGGGGCAGUCACAGGGGUGUGAAACCCCUAAUUUGCAAUCAGCCGAGAUUCAAGGGAAUAAUAAUGUUCCUGAGAAAUGCCCGGACUCAGCACAUGGAGAGUGGCUGAAAGUGGAAAGAAAAAGAAACAAACCUAAGAAAGUGGCACCAAGUAAGGAGGAAUAUUUCCAGUUCACUGGGAAAGGAAACAAAUCCAAAGCUGCAGGGAAUACAUUGGGGGUUAGCAAAAAAGGUGGCAAUAAUAUCUCCAAUGAUUUGCCAACUGCUAGUAAUAAGGAGUAUUCCUAUUCUAGUGGUUCAGUACAAUACCGUAAACGUCCUCGGAAUGCAAAGCCGCAGACAUUAGGAAACAAUGGAACUGGGCAUGGAGAGAAUAACAUGCAUGUAGGUUUGAUGAAUGAUGGUGGAAUUCAAGCCAAGCAGAUGAGUCAGCAGCAAGGCCAGACGAGGAAAUUAAUUUUUCCACAAGGGACCCCGUUGAGUGGUGCAACCAGUAGUGGGCAUGGAGGGUUGCCGCCGGUGGGUAAGACCAGACCCGAUAAUGGGGAAGCUCCUGGAGCUCAGCUUUUGGGCAAUGCUUCUAUGGAACGCAGAACCUUUGACAACAUAGUCUUGCCAAAGGAUGUUAUCUUUAAAGAUCAUGGUGGAGCAUGA